Messenger RNA from Bufo gargarizans (Asiatic toad), 3763 nucleotides. RefSeq names its product sorting nexin 24 (gene SNX24). The record is from RefSeq and is a predicted model, not a curated record. The transcript is spliced from 7 exons. Bases 144 to 656 code for a protein of 170 amino acids. NCBI's taxonomy places the organism in Eukaryota, Metazoa, Chordata, Amphibia, Anura, Bufonidae. Gene Ontology annotation, molecular function: phosphatidylinositol phosphate binding.
UCCAUAGACCUGCAUUAGGAAUACCCUGCUCGGUCAUGUGAUCUCCCUUAACCCUCUCUGCUCCAGAAUCUAUGGAGUCAGCUCCCCGGUGACGUCACGAACAGACAUUCCAUUGGCCGCCCCCGGGUUCGGAGCUGGGCGCGAUGGAGGUUUACAUUCCGUCGUUUCGCUAUGAGGAGAGCGACCUGGAGAGGGGAUACACGGUUUUUAGGAUAGAAGUAUUGGUAAAUGGAAGAAAGCAUUUUGUUGAGAAGAGAUAUAGUGAAUUCCAUGCACUCCAUAAAAAGCUAAAGAAAAAUAUUAAAACUCCAGAGAUGCCCUCAAAGCAUGUAAGGAACUGGAUCCCUAAGGUACUGGAGCAAAGGCGGCAAGGACUUGAGUCAUACUUGCAGACUAUUAUAUAUGAAAAUGAAGAGCUCCCUAAAAUAUUUCUGGAUUUUCUGAAUGUUCGCCAUCUGCCAUCGUUGCCAAAAGCGGAGAGUUGCUGCUCCAUUGAGGAAAUUGAUUCAGAAGAAACUAGCAAACUGUCCCACCAGCCUGUGCUGCUAUUCCUGAGGGAUCCAUAUGUCUUGCCUAAAGCCAACGAUCUUGCAGCCAAUGUGGUGAUUGAAGGAGUUCUUCAUGGUAUAUUUUACCCACAUCUUCAGACCAGCUAGAACUGCGAUAUCGUCUACAAUAUCCAUCCUGAAACCAGCAGAGCUGUCGGGAGAGUAAUCCGUUUUCUUGAAAGCCUGACUGCAGUGGCGGCGAUGAGGCCACUUAACUGAGUACUAGUUUACUUAUUGUUUACUAAGGAAUCUAAUAAUGGAUGCAAAGGAGCAAGAAGAACCCAUCAUGAGGAGAGUCUUCUGCCAGUGUACAUGCCAAACAGGUUUAGAACGUGCCAGAAGAUGCCAUUCUAUUGGCCCUCCGUUACAGUAAUUCCUAUAUUGAAGAUACUACAGUACGCCAGUCCACAACAGGUUUCCAUCACUGGAAUUUUCACUGACAGAAAUCACAGAGUACUUUCAUUUAGGACACGUAGGGGCAAUUAUCUAAAACCGUAUGAAGUGGUUAUGCGUAUAUGUGAUAUUAAAGGGAGCCUGUCAUCCACUUUAUGCUGCCCAUACUAAUGCCAGUAUAAAGUAGAGACAGAUGAGUUGAUUUCAGCGGUCUGUCAUAAGUGGUAUACUUGGUAAUGAGCAACUGUAUAUAAACUGAUUGUAAAUAUCUUUCUGGAACAUUAGCAAUUAACCUGCUGCUCAACUGCUUAAAAUAAAGGGAAGCAUUAGACCUGUUGAGGACAGCUGUGGUGGUCCAGGAGCCUCUACCGGUGAGUCGUCAUAAUCUUCCAAAAUGUAUCAUAAAAUGAAGUUUAAAUGGGUUUUCUGAGACGUUAACUAGAUAGGUCAUCAGUAUCUGAAUGGUGAGUGUCUGACAUCUGGAACCCCCGCCAACCAGCUGUUUAAAAAGGCAUUGGAACUUGUGUAAGAGCCGCGGCCUCCUGGCAGCUUUCCCUAGGCCACGUCACAUUCAUCAGUCACGUGGCCUAGAUGCAGCUCAGCCCCAUUGAAGUGAAAGGGGCUGAGCUGCGACACCAAGUACAGCUGCUAUACAAUGUACAGCGCUGGGCUUAAUAUCACAAUGCUUACAGGAGCGCCGGUGCCUUCCCAAACAGAUGAUCGGCAGAGGUCCCGAGUUAGGACCCCCACCAAUCAGACACUGAUGACCGAGAGGAUAGAUCGUCAGUUAAAAAGUCUCGGAAAACUUCUUUAAUGAUCGAUUAGACUAGGUUCCAACAGUCGCCUCCCUCACAGAUUCUGGCAAAAAAAAUAAAAGAUAAAAUACUGCAACUGUAUUUUGUCUGGUUGACUUCUGGAAUUUAUACUGGAAACGCUAUGGACCUCAUUAAAGUUGAUGGGAUCCGUCAGACACCAGUGGUGUCCUACAUAGGCUUGAUGCAGGGAUUUCUGCACAGAUGUGAAGACUUCUUUUGUACUUUAGUAACUAGCUUUACUCAUGAUGCAGCUCCUCUGUGCUGCUGUGCUCUGGCUUGUGCUAAGUAUUGUCACAGGGACAUUAGGUGGCUUCAUUUUGCCAUACACCUCCAAGUCCACAGCCUAGCUGACUUUAAUAGAGGCUGCUAAUCACCAUCUGGCAGGGACUGAACUGAUAAAGCACAAGGGGGCACUGGAACUGUAGGAUUCGUGUAACGUCCAUCACCGACAGCAUGGCAAAGAAGUACGUUACUAAAAUACUUUAGAUUUGUUCUGUACACCAAAGGGGACUUAAUGUAAAGCUUACUGAAAGGACUUGGGCAGGUUGGCUUCACUAAAUCUAAAGAAGUUUUUCCAUCAUGGUCAGUUAUGGCAUAUUGUUGGGAUAUUGAUAGAUAGGGUUCUGACACUGGGACCCCUGAAAUCACUAGAAUGGAAGCGCCACUGCACAAAUGAAUGGAGCCGAGUUGUUGUAUCUGCACUUUUCCAGGAGAAAAUGGAGACCAUUUUCUUUGCUAGGAAUUUGGGCCUUCUAGUGAUUGCAGGGGGUUCAGUAGUCAAGACACCUAGCAAUCAGUGAAAUGGGAUAUAUAGUGGGAAAACUCCUUUAAAGGGGUUCUCCGGGAACUAAGAAAAACACUGAGCUAAAUUGCUGCCUCAUCUUCCUCCCUGCUCUGCUUGUCAGGGAGUAUGAUCCUGAAUACAGUUUAAUAUGGUCAUCAGCUGAAUCUCUGUAGGAAUGGAGCAGAUGUGGCUAAUGAGCAGCAGCUCUUGUAUGCAGUCUCCAUUACCACAGUCUGUCCUGUCCGUCCUCUCUGUACUUCCGGUCUCCUCAUGAUCUCCAUCCCUACAAGAUUCAGCUGAAAAUCUUAUCAUCUGUAUUCAGGAUCAUAAUCCCUGACAAGAAGGGGAGGCGGAUGGGGCAGCUCUUUACCUCAGUGUUGUGAAGUAAGUUCUCCUCCUGUGUGAUUAGGACAGGCGUUGCGUGCAUUAAUAGGACAGCAGACAUUUUGUUUCUCCUAAUCAUUGCUCGAUAGACAAAACUACCCAUUAUAACUAAUGAAAGGUAUUUGGGAAUAUAUUUAUAAUGAAGUAAUAUUUAUGUAUUUUCAUUUUCUUAAAUCCCGGAGAACCCCUUUAAUGUAUGUUUAUAUAUGGUUAUAUUUAGAAUUGCUGUGUUUCUGCACUGUGAGAAUAUAUCCGUCCUGACAAUGCUGCAGAUAUACUUGACUCUCACACAUUAAAGGGGUUAUGCCGAGUUUGUAAGGCUAUCCCCUAUCCACAGGAUAAGGUUAUAACUAAGUGUUCGAUAGGGGUCCGACCACAAGGGACUAAUCCCAUCAGAAAGGGGGAAUGUGCCCAGCGCUCUCUGGACCCGUGGGGAUCCCAGCUUUUGGACCAUUGAUCAGUUAGCCAUCUCCUAUCCUGUAAACUUGGCACUAACCCUUUAACAGCAGCAAGCGUGGAUCUGGCCCCAGGGACCAUGUGGCAGUUCUAAAAGUAAAUGAAGCAACUUAUCAUAUUUAAUUACAUGUCAUUGAUUGAAACUUGCCUUCACCUGGAUAAUGCCUUUAAGAAGAAACCUGUGCCUGUAAGGUUCCCUAGGAUUAUAUGACGAGCCAGAACUCACUCGCCCUGCCACAGUCACACUAGAAGCAGUCCCAUUUCUAAGGCUACUUUCACACCUGCGUUAGGUGCGAUCGGUCUGAUAUCUGCACAGACUGAUCCGCACCUAUAAUGCAAACGAUUGUAUCCGUUCAGAACGGAUCUGUUUGCAUUACCAUGAA